This is a messenger RNA of Necator americanus (New World hookworm), 537 nucleotides long. RefSeq lists its product as uncharacterized. The record is from RefSeq and is a predicted model, not a curated record. The coding region runs from base 1 to 537 and encodes 178 amino acids. Lineage: Eukaryota; Metazoa; Nematoda; Chromadorea; Rhabditida; Ancylostomatidae. The transcript has 3 exons.
AUGAGCGACUGGGUCCCACGCGAUAUUUGGCGCGUCACAGGAAAUCGCGAUUGUCAGACUUUUUCACAAAGUUCUACAAAGAAAAAUUUUGAUGAUCUUCGUGCUCGACGCGAAAGGAGAAACCUCUGGGAGACUAUCCAAGUUGGCGGCAGCGGUGCUCGAAGUGACGGAAGUGAGGCUAGCGAUUACGAUCCGCUGAUUUUGGUGGUGGUGGUGGUGGUGGUGACAGCGCUUGUACUGUACAGACAUCUUUUGUAUUGUCCAGAGGAUGAAGAUGAGGAAAUUAUCAAGAAUUCCAGGGCCAACCAUCGUUUUCCAGAAACCGGAAGUAACGACUUUGGCAUCUCUCCAGAGAAAGAUAGGGCUACGGUUGUACAGUAUGAGUAUGAACGCGUUCACUGUCAAUUUGCCUUAAUCGUCGCGAAAAACCGCAUGGGACCGCACGGUGCCGAAUUUCCCUACGAGACACCUUAUAACGCUCCACCACCUAUACGUGCCGCGUCUACGAGCGAGCGCAGAAAGAUCGAUGCGGUUUAG